This is a messenger RNA of Arachis ipaensis, 825 nucleotides long. Lineage: Eukaryota; Viridiplantae; Streptophyta; Magnoliopsida; Fabales; Fabaceae. The record is from RefSeq and is a predicted model, not a curated record.
AUGGGAUUUGGCCUUAGGUGGAGAGAGUGGGUUAUGGAGUGUGUCAGCACAGCCACUAUGUCAGUAUUGGUAAAUGGUUCGCCAACUAAACCGUUCAAGAUGGAUAGAGGUCUGAGACAAGGUGAUCUUCUUUCUCCGUUCCUAUUUGUACUUGUUGUUGAUGUUCUACAUAGGAUGAUUGGGGAGGCAGUCAGAAAUGGUCGGAUAUCCCCUCUGUUCGUGGGAAGAGACAAUAUAGAAUUGUCACAUCUCCAGUUUGCUGAUGAUACUGUGUUGUUCUGUCCGCCAGAGGAGGAGUCCGUUAAGAAUUAUAAAAGGCUUCUACGAUGCUUUGAAUUGAUGUCGGGCUUAAGCAUCAACUUUGAGAAAUUGAGUUUAAUACCUAUAAAUUGUGAUCAACAGUGGGUUCAGAGCAUGUGUAGCUUGUUGGGGUGUAAAGAAGCUGCUCUUCUGGUAAAAUACUUGGGGAUUCCUUUAGGUGCAAAUCCGAGGUUGGUGAAGACUUGGAAGCCAAUAAUUGACAAAGUGGAGGACAAGCUCAGUUUAUGGAAAUCCAAGGUCCUUAAUAAAGUGAAAAAAUUGGUUCUCAUCAAAGCUGUCUUAAAUAGCUUAUCGGUAUAUUAUUUAAGCUUAUACAAGAUGCCGAAAGCGGUUGCGGAGAAACUUAUUUCAUUGCAGAGAAGAUUCUUGUGGGGAAAGGAGGACGGGAGGUAUGGCAUGGCUUUGGUUAAAUGGGAAGUGGUCCAAGCUCCAAAAAGGUUAGGCGGACUAGGAGUUGGUGAUGCGAUGCUCUACAACACAGCUCUGUUAUUUAAGUGGUGGUAG